Lathyrus sativus (Indian pea) is the source of this 651-nucleotide messenger RNA. Lineage: Eukaryota; Viridiplantae; Streptophyta; Magnoliopsida; Fabales; Fabaceae. The record is from the annotation of a GenBank genome assembly.
AUGGCUACUGAAAAUACCUCGAACCGGGCCGGGUUGAUCCUAUCCAGCACCAAUUCGAUUCGGGAUUUCCUUUCCGGAGCCUCCAACGAUCCCACUAUCUCCUCUCAACUCCGGCAGACUUCCUCCGAACUCCUCAUCCAAUCUGAAAUACCGUACGAGCCACUACGUGCUGUCUGGAUCGCCUCUGAUCCAUCCACCAGACCCGAAUUGAUCCGACUCUUAUCCGGUACCGGCUUCGUCUUCUCAAGCCCUAAACCCAGAGAAAAGAGUGAAGAACUGAAAGCAAGGUUAAAAAAGUUGGAAGAUUUAGCUGAGAGGAAAGCAUAUAAGGAGCUUGUUAAGGAUAUUGCACCAAAGGAAGAUGUUCAAGAACCUUUCUCCUCUUACAAGGAUCAAUUAGGAUUUGGUUUGCAUGUUAUUGUCACAAUGUUUACUGGCUAUCUUGUUGGAUUUGCAGCAUUUAGAGCUUUGUUUGAUCACAGUCCUGCCAUGAAUGCUGCUGGAGGAAUUCUUGGGUUGGUGUGUGCCAUGCUUGUUGAGACUUUUCUUUUCAUUAUUAGAAGUUCCAAUCCAGAUGCCAACAAAACAAGAAAGCCCAAUCCAAAAUCCAGAUCAUCCUUUUCCACAUCCAGUCUCAAGAAAAACCUGUAG